UUUUUUAAUGGUGUAUCAAUUUAAACUAAUAACAACAAUAUAUAAUGAUAAAACCAAGAUACAACACAGAUAUCGAGAUUUUAUUGAUCGAUGCGAGCUUUCAUUGACAUUUAGCAAUAAUGGUUUAAUGAGCCUCCACACCCGUUUCCGAUUGUAAAACAUGGUAAAAUGUUUGAUUAUCAAUGUUAUAAAACCGGUCGCCUGAAAUGUCAAUACAUGUUCAAAACAUGCUCGCUAUGUAAAUAGUCCAAAAUUAACGAUCUAAACAAACAGUUCAGACUGCAAACAACGUUUGUUGAUCGAUAACAAAAGCAGUCAUCAGUUUGCGAAUUUUGAAAAAGGAUACCGAAGUCAAUAGUUUUUCCUGGCUCCACAAUAGAUUACUGGAUCAUUGCUGACUGUUUAUUUUCGAAAAUCGUCAAUAAUAAAGUUUGCAUUGGAAACAUAAAGUAGAGCGAUUAUCUCGCAGCGGAAAGAGGGCAGAUCGGCGUCAAUAUGGGGUGCUGUCAAGUAUUGUGUCGCAUAUUUUUGGUGCUGGUGAACAUCAUAUUUCUCCUUUUGGGUAUCGCCCUGUUCGCCUUGGGCUUGUUCGUACGCUUCGGCUCCUCGAUUCUCAACGGGUAUCUGGACACGGUCAAGAAAAGCCUCCAGGAGUCGGCGUCGGCGACAGGCGCCGGCACCGUGGACCUGUCCACGCUCGACAUAACUGGGCUCCUAUUUGGCGUCGCCCUCGGUCUCAUCUUCUUUGGCCUCUUCUUGACAAUCAUCGCGUUCCUCGGCUGCUGCGGCGGCUGCUGCAAGUUCAAGGUCUUGCUUAUCUUGUACGUGAUCAUUUGCGGCGUGUUGCUGGUGGCUCAAAUUGUUGUCAUCGGCAUCCUGUACGGCUCUCCAAAAACGUUCCACGACCCCGCGAAGAAGGCGCUCAAGGAGCAGAUACAGUCUGAUUUUCAGGGCAUCGCCGGAACUGACAUCGUUUCCAUGGCCUGGAACGUCGUUAUGCAAUUCGCGAAAUGCUGCGGAGUGGACGGCUAUGAAGACUUCAACAGCGCCGUUAAGUGGAACAGAACGUACUCUACGUAUAGGAUAGAUACACCUCUAGCCUGCUGUAAGGAAUUGCCGUCAUCAGCUUCGACCGUUACAUGCGCCGUAUUGCCACCAUCGGGCACUGCCAGUGAUGCAAACAGCUACCUGGAUACGGGAUGCUACGACAAGUUGUGGGAGCAAACCCUUGGUAACUCCAAAAUUGUUAUUGGCGUGCUUGUGGGCAUUGGUGUUUUCCAGAUUCUAUUGCUCCUCACUGCGCUGCUGUUGUAUAUAGACGCACGGAAAGUAGAACCAGAAGCCAACUUCUAACAGAAUCAACAGUAAAAUUCUCAUUUUAACGACAUAGAAACAAUAUGCGUUUCGGUAACUUGCUUAAUAUCCGUGAAAGACAAUCAAUGGGUUUAUGAUAAGGAAAUACUACAACAAAAAUAUGUAUCAGAAUGAAGCAGCGAUUAUGUGUAUGUAGAUUUAGCUCACUUUAGCACGACGUGCUCACGAUGAGCUUUCGCGAUCAUUGCUUGUUCGUCCUCCGUCGUGCGUCGUAAACAUUUUUUUAUGAAUGCUCUUGAUGUGACAUUUACUUCCCAAUCUUCAUUAAUCGUGGUCGGAUUUUUUUUUCUAUAAUCUCAAACGGGGUUGAAAUGAGUCUCGUGGGGUUAAUAACAAAGUAAAUAUAUCAACAUAUAGAAUAAGCUUUUCAACACCAUAUAAUUCACAUAUAUGCCAUCAUGCCAUCAUGCCAUCACGAAAGUGGCGAAUAACAUUUGUCCCAAUGAUAUCUCGGGUAAGUUCAAAAAAUGGUUCCAGUGCCGGUUUAGGUUACUGUUAUAUUUCACUGUUUGAAACAGUGCAAGGCCGUUUUAAAAGCACUUGUAUGUCCCCUUGAAACUAAAUAAAAACUUAAAAUUAAACAGUGUAAACUCUCUUGAUGUCGCAUUUAUUUCACACUCGUAAAGAAACGUGUUCUGAAUAAAGGUCCUGAAUAUAUAUCAGAUGAGUUUGCAUCUGUGUUAAAUGGGGUCAGAAUCUAGAUCACUAUGUCAGAUUAAGAAAGCUUCUGAAAAAAUAUAGAGGCCACUUUUAUUUCCCAAUGUUUAUGAAACUUAGUCAGAACAUUUUCCUUAAUUACAUUUCGGAAAAGAUCGAAAGUUGAAUCAACAAUUACGUCUCUAGGUCAAAUUAAAGAAAAGCACUGAAGAACACUCAAGAGACCAUAUCAGUCGCGUUCUGAGAAAACUGGGCAUAAUGCAUGUGCGUAAAGUGUCGUCCCAGAUUAGCCUGUGCAGUCUGCAUCAGGGACGACACUUUUAUGGUAUUUUUAGUUUAAAGGAAAUCUCUUCUUCACGAAAAUCCAGUUAAGGCGGAAAGUGUCGUCCCUGAUUAGUCUGUGCGGACUGCACAUGCUAAUCUGGGACGACACUUUGCGCACAUGCAUUAUUCCCAGGUUUCUCAGAACGCGACUCAUAUGUAUUGCCAAAUAAAACUUGGUGAUAAUUUGUUUGAACCAAUACCAUGUCCUUCGAGUUUGAAAUUGAGACACAUGGCAUAAACAACUAGCUAGGUCACUUGGUCAAAACUUACAGGCUUGAAAACACUCAUACAAUUUUUCUUAAUAUAUUUUGACAGAGUUCUUAAAUGGUUCUCGAAAAAUAUUUUAAAAAAGGCUGAUAAAAUAGUUCGUAAAAACCUUAGCCCUCGUGUUUUGCCAGACGCACAUGCAUUUUGAAUUCUAUCAUGUUACUGCAAGCAUAAUGCUUUCUUAACUCAUUUUUAUUUAUUGAUAUGUCUGCUCAAUUGAGUGUUAGGUAUGUUUGUAUUCAUGUCAAGAUAAUAUGUUCAUCAUUAUAUACCGUGUUUGGUUUUUGUUAUUUCAUGUCAGAGUUUUUUUCCAUGCUGUAUGUAUACACGUGUAUUUCCUUUAUGCAUUUUUUCAUGUUUUUUUAUAUUUUUAUUUUUGUCCAAAUAGUUCUUAUGCGAAUUUAACAGUGAGAAACUUAUGCUUUAUUGUUAUUAACGACACAUAAUCAUGCAAUUUUCUUUGUUUAAUUUCCACCGUCGCGAAAUAUUAUGCUAUAUAAAGAAAUAAACACAAAGGGAUCUACAACAAGGCAUCUAGUAAGCCAAUGUAAAAAAUGACAGGAUGUUGUUGUUACAGUACGCACUGUUACUAUACGUGAGAGAUUUUCAAAAAACAGUACGGGAUUGUUCUUAGUUUUAAAUUCAUAAAGAACUACGCAAUAGUAUUAUUCAUAUACUAGUACGCAAUAAUUUUACAAAACAGAAAGCAGAAUAUGUACGCUAACAGUACGAAAUGUGUAUUGAUUUAAGUUGCUGAGUAAAUAAUUUUGAGUCUUCAAAAAGCAUUUGUGGAAGUUUGUUGACUUUUCGUUUACUUAACAUCUGUGAGGUAUUGCUACACACUCCUUUCUGUCAUAUCAAGUUGAAAAGUAAUCAAUGAUACAAACUUUGCAUAAUUGUUCGUGUGUGUUUGUGUGUUUGUACCUUGCUUUUUAUACGAUUUGUAGAGUAAACAAAGUAGGACACAACAAAAAGAUGAACUCUAUAAUCCGUCCAUAUACAGUUUUCUGUGAAUCAGAUGUGUUUUUAGUGAUAUUUGUUAUGUUUGUGUGCUCACGACGAAUUAAGAAGUUGAAUGAGGGACCAUUCUAUUUUGUGUGUACAUUGUAUUUGAUAUAAAUGCACGUUCAAAUGUAUUUGACAAUUAUUACACGUAGCGACCUACGAGUGAGUUUAAAAACGUAAUAUUUGUUAUCCGUUUGCUUCUUGCGUGUUUUAAAUUGUAUCUUAUAAUUGCACAACAUGAUUUAAACAUUGAUUGCCAUAUAAUGAAGUAAAUGAAUCUCGUUCUGGGCAACGGUGCCUACGGCGUGUGCAGUCCGAACAGGCUAUCGGAGACGGCACUUACGGCCUAAACUGCACAAUGUUUGAAAGAGACGUACUUUCAAGGAAAAAAUACCAUAAAAGCGCAAAGUGUCUUCCCUGAUAAGCCUGCGCUGACUGUGCAUGUUCUUACGACCCUUACGCACGUGCAUUAAGCCAAGUUUUCCCAGAACAAGACCCAAAUUGUGAUAGGAAACGAGUACCUUUACCGCUGGACGGUGUGAUACAAACAGGAAACGUUCCCUGUGUAUAGAAACCAAACAGGCCACACAGAGACGCGUAAACAAUAUGAGAAGAUUUCAUCCACUACGGAUUUGUUUGUAUUCUAGACUAAAAUAUUAAUAUAAGGUUAUGCGCAAAUGUCGCUUUGUUGUUUUUAAGAUGUUCUUUCACGAAUACACGAUGAUGUUCCGACAGUAAAUGUUGUAUUGUUUAUCGCUGUGAAUGCAAUAAUUUUGAAUGUUGAUCUUUGAAUAAUAAUUAUAAUAUUAAUAAUAAUGAUAAUGAUAAUAAUUUUAAUUGUAAUAAUAAAAUAUAAUAAAAAUAAUACUAAUACUUAUAAUAAUAAUUAAUAUAAUAAUAAUAUAAUAACAAUAAUAAAAAUAAUAUAAUAACAAUAAUACUAAUAAUUCCAAAGAUAAUAAUAUAAUGAUAGAUAAAUAAUUAUGAAACAUGUCAUUAUUAACACCAAUCGAAUGGUCUCCAAACAAGAUGUUAUCCUUAAUAAGCUGAAAAUAUUAUAAUGUUGUGACGCUUUAGGAUUAUUUUAUAUUUUUUACUCGUAUUACAUGUAUAGUGAAGUACACAAUUGUUUUGUCGUUAUGUGCGCAUGGAUUAUGCAUACCAAAUCUGUGAUUAAUCCCUAUUUUUUAAUAUUUGUUGUUUUAUUAAUAAAUCUCUGUUCUGGC
Molecule: messenger RNA, 4853 nt
Organism: Dreissena polymorpha
Lineage: Eukaryota; Metazoa; Mollusca; Bivalvia; Myida; Dreissenidae
Product: tetraspanin-1-like
Exons: 8
Coding region: 496-1353 (285 amino acids)
Cellular component (GO): membrane
Source: RefSeq, a predicted model, not a curated record